Messenger RNA from Alternaria arborescens, 1068 nucleotides. Its product is annotated as 26S proteasome regulatory subunit. Gene Ontology annotation, molecular function: metallopeptidase activity; protein binding. The transcript has 3 exons. Gene Ontology annotation, cellular component: proteasome complex; proteasome regulatory particle. The record is from RefSeq and is a predicted model, not a curated record. The coding region runs from base 1 to 1068 and encodes 355 amino acids. Gene Ontology annotation, biological process: proteasome-mediated ubiquitin-dependent protein catabolic process. Lineage: Eukaryota; Fungi; Ascomycota; Dothideomycetes; Pleosporales; Pleosporaceae.
AUGCCCGCCACAACAGCCGAGACGCUGUCGCUCGUGACCCGCAACGUCUCCGUCGCGCCUCUCGUCCUCCUCUCCGCAGCAGACCACUACGGCCGCCAAGCAAAAGGAACAAAGAGGAGAGUAGUCGGUGUUCUUCUCGGACAGAACGACGGCAAGAACGUGCGAGUAUCCAACAGCUUUGCGGUACCAUUCGAGGAAGACGAAAAGGACCCGUCGGUAUGGUUUCUGGAUCACAACUAUGUCGAGUCGAUGAACGACAUGUUCAAGAAGGUCAACGCGCGGGAGAAGCUCAUCGGCUGGUAUCACACAGGGCCUAAGCUGCGGGCGUCGGAUCUAGAGGUCAACGAGCUGUUCAAGCGGUACACGCCGAACCCGCUGCUCGUCAUCAUCGAUGUACAGCCAAAGGAGGUCGGUGUCCCGACAGAUGCCUACUUUGCGGUCGAGGAGAUCAAGGAUGACGGCACAACCACCUCCAAGACCUUUGUCCACACGCCCUCAAUAAUCGAAGCCGAAGAGGCCGAGGAGAUUGGAGUCGAACAUCUCCUCCGCGAUAUCCGCGACGUCGCCGUCGGUACCCUCUCCACACGUAUAACCUCACAACUCCAGUCCCUCCAAGGCCUCCACCUACGGUUACGAGACAUUGGCCAAUACCUCCAAAAGGUCCUCGACGAAGACCUCCCCGUCAACCACGCCAUCCUCGGCAACCUCCAAGACGUCUUCAACUUACUCCCCAACCUCUCUACACCCAAGCCAACGCCCGUUGGUGGUACGGCGGCGGCAACAAACGGUGCCGAUGGCGGUGACAACGGCGAGCUUGCCCGCGCGAUGAGUGUCAAGACAAAUGACCAGCUCAUGACGAUUUACCUGUCUAGUUUGAUUAGGGCGAUUACUGCGUUCCAUGAUUUGAUUGAGAAUAAGAUACAGAACAAGCAGCAGGCAGAGGACAAGGAGAAGAGUAAGGACGAGGGCAAAGAGGGGGAGAAGAAGGAGGGCGGCGACAAGACGACAAAUGGCGAGGUCAAGGAGGGGGACAAGAGUAAAGAGAAGAAGGAGGAGCCGAAGAAAUAA